AUGUGGUUUAUUUAUUUACUGAGCUGGCUGUCGCUGGUCAUCCAGAUAUCUUUCAUAACACUAGCAAUAGCUGCUGGUUUGUACUACUUGGCUGAACUAAUAGAAGAGUACACAGUAGCCACCAGUCGAAUAAUAAAGUACAUGAUACUGUUCUCCACAGGUGUGCUGGCAGGUCUCUAUGUUUUUGAAGGUUUUCCUCUCUUUAUGGUGGGGGUCGGCCUCUUUACAAAUCUGGUGUAUUUUGGCCUCCUGCGAACAUUUCCCUACAUCCUCCUGAGCUCCCCAAACUUCAUUCUCUCCUGUGGGUUGGUUGUGGUGAACCAUUAUAUGGCCUUCCAGUACUUUGCACAAGAGUAUUAUCCGUUCUCAGAGGUGCUGGCGUACUUCACCAUCUGCCUGUGGGUGAUCCCGUUUGCCUUCUUUGUGUCACUAUCUGCGGGAGAAAAUGUACUUCCAUCGACCAUGCAGCAGGGAGAUGAUGUGGUGUCUAAUUAUUUCACCAAGGGCAAACGGGGCAAGAGGUCUGGGAUCCUCCUUGUGUUCUCUUUCCUGAAGGAGGCAGUACUGCCCAGCCGACAGAAAAUGUACUAAGGAGCUCAGACUUGGGGUGCAGCCUCGGGGGCUAGGGAUGAGUGAGUGUCAUGUGGGUAAAGAACACGGGGACGCAGGAAGAACAGUAGACAUUGUCGAUGGAACAAAAGGAGGAGAAAAAGAGCCCCUAAAAGGAUGGACCAAUAAACUUCCUGCUUCACGAGCAGA
Molecule: messenger RNA, 759 nt
Organism: Nematolebias whitei (Rio pearlfish)
Lineage: Eukaryota; Metazoa; Chordata; Actinopteri; Cyprinodontiformes; Rivulidae
Gene: tex261
Product: testis expressed 261
Exons: 6
Coding region: 1-591 (196 amino acids)
Biological process (GO): endoplasmic reticulum to Golgi vesicle-mediated transport
Cellular component (GO): COPII-coated ER to Golgi transport vesicle; endoplasmic reticulum membrane; Golgi membrane
Molecular function (GO): COPII receptor activity
Source: RefSeq, a predicted model, not a curated record